AAGAAAAGCACCAAUUGAUCUCCACUCGACUCUGCAACCUCCCCCCUUCUUCUCAUGGCUACACGCUUCAACCUUCCACCUCUCUUCCUCGCCCUCCUCCUCCUCCUCCUCUCCGCCGCCGCUGCAGGCACUGCUCCUCCGACUUGCAGCCGCAUCGAGUGCCCCAGCUACGACGUGGUCGACCAAGGGAACGGGUUCGAGAUUCGUCGGUACAUCUCCCCGCUCUGGAUCUCCACUUCCUCCAUCGACGACAUCUCCCUCGUCAACGCCACCAGACAGGGAUUUCUCCUAUUGUUCGAUUACAUCCAGGGGAAGAACGAGUACGGGGAGACGAUCGAGAUGACUGCUCCGGUGAUCACCCAAGUCUCUCCCAGCGACGGCCCCUUCUGCGCCUCCUCCUUCGUCGUGAGCUUCUACGUGCCGAAGCAGAACCAGGGGAAGCCGCCUCCGGCCGACGGGCUCAGCGUCCAAAAAUGGGGCGUCAGUUACGCGGCGGUGCGGCAGUUCGCCGGCUUCGUGUCGGACUACGGCGUGGCAGAGGAAGCGGCGGCGCUGUACUCCAGUCUCGAGGGCUCCGCCUGGUUCGACGCGGUGGAGAAGCAGGAUCCGACCUCGGUUUACACUGUGGCUCAGUACAACUCGCCGUUUGAGUUCACGGAUCGAGUGAACGAGAUCUGGUUGAUUCUGAGCGUGGAGGGGAACAGCUUGUAGAUUCAGAUUCGCCAUCUUCUUGAGCUCGAGCAGCAACUCUCUACCGUUAACUAACUUACCGGAAAUAACGUCAAUAAAUAACGGUAUGUAUGUCAGUGUUUAAUCCGUCCAUGAAACAGAAAAUAAAAUCUUUAUUGGAUAUGUAAUGAAGAGAACUCCUUCACAAUAGUCGAUCCCUAACUAGUUCUUGAAUUUCCUUCC
Messenger RNA from Zingiber officinale, 912 nucleotides. RefSeq names its product heme-binding protein 2-like. The record is from RefSeq and is a predicted model, not a curated record. NCBI's taxonomy places the organism in Eukaryota, Viridiplantae, Streptophyta, Magnoliopsida, Zingiberales, Zingiberaceae. Bases 55 to 711 code for a protein of 218 amino acids. The transcript is spliced from 2 exons.